UUUACCACACAACUAUAAAAAAAGAAACAAUAAGGUAAAAAAAAGGAGACAUUGGACCUCCAAGUUCCCUCAAGACCAACACGCUCUCUACUCCUCCUUCACCGCCGCCUGUCUCAAUGGAAGCCGUCCCCCGUCAGCGUCCACGUGGCAGACCCCAAGGUUCGAAAAACAAACCGAAACCGCCGGUCUACCUCACCUUGGAGCCUCCCAUGAGUCCUUACAUCCUCCAAGUCCCCUCCGGAAACGACGUCGUCGCCUCCAUCGACCGCUUCUGCCGCGAGAGAGGCGUCGGCCUCUGUCUCCUCAGCGGCUCCGGCUCCGUCGCCGACGUCACGCUCCGCCAGCCUCGCCCCGCGGCUCCCGGCUCCACCAUCACUUUCCACGGCAAGUUCGACCUCCUCUCCCUCUCCGCCGCUUUCCUCCCUCCUCCCGUCUCCACCUCCUUCGCCGUCUCGCUCGCCGGACCUCAGGGACAGAUCGUCGGCGGAUUCGUCUCCGGUCCUCUUAUCUCCGCCGGACCCGUCUACGUCGUCGCCGCGAGUUUGAACAACCCUUCGUAUCACCGGCUACCCGUCGCGGAGGAGAAGGGAGAGAACUCCUCGGGUGAGGCGGAGGCGAAGGAAGGGAAAGGACGGUCGCCGCCGGUCUCUGGAGGAGGAGGUGGAGAGUCUUGCCGCAUUGAUGAUGGCUCUGAUGUUGUCUGGGCACCCGCCGCCAUACUACACAAUCCUUCCCUUUAAUGUUUCAUAAUAUCAUCAUUAAGAAUCAAUCGUUUGCUAAUUAGAUUUGUGUAUCAGAAUCGUGAUGCUCUCUCUCAGUCUCAGUCUUUCGGUUUGAAGUUUGACUUAUGAAUAUUAUAUGAUUUACUUUGUCUUCUAGAGAUAAUUUAAAAGUUUGUCCCUA
Raphanus sativus (radish) is the source of this 903-nucleotide messenger RNA. Its product is annotated as AT-hook motif nuclear-localized protein 28-like. Gene Ontology annotation, molecular function: DNA-binding transcription factor activity; minor groove of adenine-thymine-rich DNA binding. The record is from RefSeq and is a predicted model, not a curated record. Gene Ontology annotation, cellular component: nucleus. Bases 117 to 740 code for a protein of 207 amino acids. NCBI's taxonomy places the organism in Eukaryota, Viridiplantae, Streptophyta, Magnoliopsida, Brassicales, Brassicaceae. The transcript has a single exon.